GAUAGGCACCGAGGGUGAUUGGGAGAAAAGCGGGCAGCGAGGGGCUUGUCAUAGGGAUCCGAACUACGAGACGGCAUCGGUAGCAUCUAAGGACUCUGAAGGGAACAGGAAGUACCAACGUCCGGGAACCCAGCGCCAGCUCCGCUGGGGGGAUCCCCGCUGCUCUAUUCCUGGGGAGGGACUAGAGAAAGGAGGGGAUACUGAUCUCGCCCCGCCCCUGGGCUUGUUACCGCGGGGGCGGGGAGUGAGGGCUUUUUCUGGGGGGAGCGGAGAUCGGGGGACUCAGCUGUGCCCUCUUGAGCGGCCGCCGGUGCCCCCGCGGCGCCGGGCUGCUGAGGGGAGGACCCGCGGUGGCCGUCGCUGUUGCAUGUGUGGCUGCUGGAUGCGGAGGCGGCGGCGGCGGCGGCGGCGUGGAGCAGCAGCGGCGGCAGGAUGUUAGGGCAGCAGCAGCAGCAACUGUACUCGUCGGCCGCGCUCUUGACCGGGGAGCGGAGCCGGCUUCUCACCUGCUACGUGCAGGACUACCUCGAGUGUGUGGAGUCGCUGCCCCACGACAUGCAGAGGAACGUGUCUGUGCUGCGAGAGCUGGAUAACAAAUACCAAGAAACAUUAAAGGAAAUUGAUGAUGUCUAUGAAAGAUAUAAAAAAGAAGAUGAUUUAAACCAGAAAAAACGCCUACAGCAGCAUCUCCAGAGAGCAUUAAUCAAUAGUCAAGAAUUGGGAGAUGAAAAAAUUCAGAUUGUCACACAGAUGCUCGAAUUGGUGGAAAAUCGGGCAAGACAAAUGGAGUUGCAUUCACAGUGUUUCCAAGAUCCUGCUGAAAGUGAAAGAGCCUCAGAUAAAGCAAAGGUAGAUUCCAGCCAGCCAGAAAGAUCUUCGAGAAGACCCCGCAGACAGAGAACCAGUGAAAGCCGUGAUUUAUGUCACAUGACAAAUGGGAUUGAAGACUGUGAUGAUCAGCCACCUAAAGAAAAGAAAUCCAAGUCAGCCAAGAAAAAGAAACGUUCCAAGGCCAAACAGGAAAGGGAAGCUUCACCUGUUGAAUUUGCAAUAGAUCCUAAUGAACCUACAUACUGUUUAUGCAACCAAGUGUCUUAUGGGGAAAUGAUAGGAUGUGACAAUGAACAGUGUCCAAUUGAAUGGUUUCACUUUUCAUGUGUUUCACUUACCUAUAAACCAAAGGGGAAAUGGUAUUGCCCAAAGUGCAGGGGAGAUAAUGAGAAAACAAUGGACAAAAGUACUGAAAAGACAAAAAAAGAUAGAAGAUCGAGGUAGUAAAGGCCCAUCCACAUUUUAAAGGGUUAUUUGUCUUUUAUAUAAUUCAUUUACUUUCAGAAAAUAUUUUAGGGUAAAUGCAUAAGACUAUGCAAUAAUUUUUAAUCAUUAAUAUUGGUGUAUUAAAAGUUGUUGUACUUUGUCUGUGACCUUAAUUUUCUGCACUGAAUUACCAAAUAUUUUAAACCAGGUAGUCUUCAGAUCACCUCAUGAAAAGAACAGGGAAUAGGGAGAGGGUGGUGUGAACAUUAUAAAAACUUCACAAACUAUGCCUAUUUCAUUUUCACUUAAAAUCGCAAUGUUAUUUUUUUUGGCAGACACCAAAGUUUUGCUACCAUUCUAGUUCUACAUACUUAGAAAAUCGAGAUAUAGUUGGAUUUCUCUGUCAGCAUCGAAUUAUCUUGAGUAAUUUAAAAUAUGAACACUAUCCCAUUUACAGCUGCUUUCUCCCUUGUCCCAUUUAUACAUGUACUUGGCUCAUCUCUAGUCUUCUAGGAAUUUAAGGAACUAGAGAGAAGAAUAAUUUGGGAUUCCACGUGGAAUAAUGUGCUCUUAUUAGAGUAUUUGCUGCUGUAUUUUCCUUAGUAGCAUUUUGAUACACUGUCAGUAGCCCAUUUGUAAAUGCCUUGCUGCUUCUUCAUAGAUAAACGUUUAAUAAAGGGAGUUGUUUUUCAUUUUGCUUUGUUUUAACUGGAACAGUCAAGAGUAGUUAGAAUACCAAAAAUACUGCCAUUGGUUUAUACUGGCAAAAUUUGUGUUAUACAGUAUCAUGGUUCAAGGUUGAGCAAUCUUAUUUAAUAAUUUUUCCCAUGUGGUCCACUGCUGGGAUAUCUAGCCACAGUCCUAUCAGUGGGAAAAGGGCAUAUAUUAGUCUUUAAAUACUGCAUUUAUGUCAAACAGUUAUUUUAAAUACUUUUGCUAGUGGUGAUAGUUCAUUAUUUCUGUCCCAAUCAGUGAUUAUACAUUAUUUUAACUAAUAGUGUAUAUGCCUUCUUUCUGGUAUUGGUGCUGUUUGAUGUUUUUACCUUGAAUGAACUAAUUUCAUUAUAACAAGGCAAUUAAUAAUGUAUUGUAAAUUGAAUUUUCCAAGAUUCUAGUAUUUUAACGAUCAGCACUUGACAGAUACACCUCCAUGUGUUUGGAUUUUUUUGUUGUUGUUCUUUGUGGGCAGCAAACUGGCUGCCCCUUAGAUCUGUGUGGGUAACAUGCUUUCUAUUCGUCAUUUCUUCCUAAUCUGACAAUCUUGAUUAUUGAUUAACAUGUGAAAAACCCUGUCUGCUUGCUCUCCUGUGUGACUUUUAGGCAUGUCAUUUCACCUUGUCUGGGUGUCAGGUCACUCAUUUAUAAAAUGAGAUUGGCUUAAGUACCUCCAUGGCUGUUUUCAAAUCCAUCAUAUUUGCACUGUAGUGAGGAUUUUAGGAAUUUGAUAAUGAAAUGACCCAUCUUUUUCUUUCAUUAAUUUUGUUCUUCAGUCAGAGGUAUGAAGACAGAAGUUUAAAGGCAAGCUUAGGGACAGGGUAAAUGUACAGUAUUUGAUUAGCUUCUAUCGUAAGGAUAUUUUGAAUAAUGACUAGAGCCAGUUGAUUUAUAUUACUUCUUGAGCAAGAAAUAUUGGACAGCAUGAAUAAGAAUUUAUUUUACUGUUGUUUAGUUGAGUUGUAAAGAAAUCCUUUCAUAAGACAAUAACAUUUUGGUUGAGUGAUUACAGCUAUUUACCUGACACCAUUAAAAAUAUCAGUAUGUCCAAAGCCUCCAAAAGCAUUCAGAUGUGACAUAUGUAGAUGUCAGCACUUUUUCAUACAUAAAUUUGCCUCAGCAUCUGGAAAAAAAUAAACUUCCUAAUAGAAGUACCCAACUUUGGAUUAGAUUUGACAGUAAAACAAACCUGGAAGGCCCUGGAGGAUGUGCUCUCUGUUAAGACUUAAUGUUUGAAACAGUUUUAUUUCUAUGAAUUUCUUUUUGUUUCUGAACCACAUAGGAGAUGGAAGUCUUAAGUUUGUAUAACAUUAUGACUGGGAUUUUUUUUUUUUUUUAA
Molecule: messenger RNA, 3310 nt
Organism: Trichechus manatus latirostris (Florida manatee)
Lineage: Eukaryota; Metazoa; Chordata; Mammalia; Sirenia; Trichechidae
Gene: ING2
Product: inhibitor of growth family member 2
Exons: 2
Coding region: 433-1275 (280 amino acids)
Biological process (GO): positive regulation of DNA-templated transcription
Cellular component (GO): nucleus
Source: RefSeq, a predicted model, not a curated record